CGGGAGCAGGAUCAGGGCUUCGGUGGGAGGAGGGGUGGUCACAAAUGGGAGAGAAAACAGGAAAAUGUGAACAAUGGAGUGGCACAGCCCAGGACCCAACUCCGAACACGAUGAUAAUUGUGGCUUCAUACCUGCAGGAUAUUGCUGCACAUGCACAUGGGUGUUGAAGGGUUAUUUCCCAGUGAAGCAGAGAAACCGCAAGAGAAUCGUAUUUAGGCAGACUUGACCUCUGUGAAGCAUUAAUCCUAUAUUGCAGUAAUUCCAUAUUUGAGCAAGAGUAAGGGAAAGAAAUGGUUUAUUACAUGUAUACUUCAGGGUCUAUGUGAAGAUCGUGCUCAUGUGGGGUUUUUUUUUUCUCUAUAACAGAGCGGUAAUAGUGUCCACAUGCCGCGACUGGAACCUCUGGAAAAAUAAGGUUUCGUUCAACUGCAAAAAGAGCAGAAUCGUUGAAGAGCAGCUUAAAACCAAAAGGGAAAAUUCUCUGAAAAGUCAGAAAAAGCAAAGUGGGUGAAAUUACCAAGGAACAUCCUAAACUCUGAGUUUAUGACCCCGGAAGGCAAAAUUUGGUGCCACUAGUCUCGUCUGUUCUGGAGGUCUGGGAAGGUGCCCCUUUUUCCCAGCAUGCCUCCACGCCCAUCCUCAGGUGAGCUAUGGGGUCUGCACCUCAUGCCUCCACGCAUCCUCGUUGACUGCUGUCUGCCCAACGGCAUGCUGGUCAGCCUGGAGUGCCUGCGUGAAGCUCCUCUCAUCAGCAUCAAGCAGCAGCUCUUCGCUGAGGCCCGUAAAUAUCCUCUCUACCACCUCCUACAGGAGGAGUCGUGCUAUAUUUUUGUUGGAGUGACGCAGGAGGCGGAACGGGAGGAGUUCUACGAUGAGACCCGGCGGCUGUGUGACCUGCGCCUCUUCCACCCUAUUCUCAAAGUCAUUGAACCGCUGGGGAACAGGGAAGAGAAGAUCCUCAACAGGGAGAUUGGAUUUGCCAUCGGGAUGCCCAUCUGCGAGUUUGAGCUCGUGAAGGACCCAGAGGUUCAGGACUUCCGCCGUAACAUUCUCAGCGUGUGCAGAGAAGCCAUGGAGGAAAGGGAGGGUGGUGGUGCCCACAGCCAGGCCCUCUACGUGUACCCGCCCAACGUUGAGUCCUCUCCUGACCUGCCCCAGCACAUCUUCUGCAAGCUGGACAAAGGUCGCCUCAUAGUGACCAUCUGGGUGAUCGUGUCUCCCUCCAAUGCGAAGCAGAAGUACACCCUGAAGAUCGCUCAUGACUGCCUGCCCGAACAGCUAAUUGCAGAGGCGAUACGCAAGAAGACACGCAGCAUGCAUCUGUCUGCGCAGCAGUUGCGCCUCUGUGUGCAGGAGUACCAAGGCCAGUACAUCCUCAAGGUGUGUGGCUGCGAUGAGUACCUGCUGGAGAAGUACCCGCUGAGCCAGUACAAGUACAUCCGGAGCUGCAUCGUUGUGGGCCGGCUUCCACACCUCAUGCUCGUGUCCAAGGACAGCCUGUACAGCCAGCUGCCCGCCAGCGGCUUUGUAGCCCCGUCCUACAGCCGCCGGACACCUCAGCCGAGCCCCUGCCCUGGGGGGGGGGACCCGAGCCCCCCUCGCUCCCUCUGGGCCUUUAACACCCUACUGAGAGUUCGCUUACUGUGUGCCACCUACGUCAAUGUCAACAUCAGAGACAUAGACAAGAUUUAUGUAAGAACAGGUAUCUACCAUGGAGGAGAGCCACUGUGUGACAACGUUAACACCCAGAGGGUUCCCUGCUCUAACCCCAGGUGGAACGAGUGGCUCUCCUACGACAUCUACCUGACAGAACUGCCUCGCUCAGCCCGUCUCUGUCUGUCCAUCUGCUCUGUCAAGGGCCGCAAGGGAGCCAAGGAGGAGCACUGCCCGUUAGCCUGGGGGAAUGUCAACCUUUUUGACUACAAGGACACCCUUGUGAGUGGCAAGGUGGCACUGAGCCUGUGGCCUGUCCCUCAUGGCCUGGAGGACCUGCUCAACCCCAUCGGAGUGGCUGGAUCAAACCCCAACAAGGAGACACCUUGUGUGGAACUUGAGUUCUCUUGGUUCAACCAGACAGUGAUAUUUCCCGAUGAGCAGCAGAUUGAGGAGCAUGCCAACUGGGUCAUCUCCCGGGAGCUCGGCUACAACUACUGUCCGGGGCUGAGCAGCCGGCUGGCGUGUGACAGCACCGUGUCGCAGGUGGACGUCGAGCAACUGCGCAGCCUCUGCAGCCGAGACCCUUUGUACGAGCUAUCAGAACAGGAGAAGGACUUCCUGUGGAGGCACAGACAUUACUGCGUCAACAUCCCGGAGAGUCUCCCCAAACUCCUGCUCUCAGUCAAGUGGAACUCGCGAGACGAGGUGUCCCAAAUGUACUGCCUGCUGCGGGACUGGCCCCUCAUGCAGCCCGAGAGUGCCCUCGAGCUGCUGGAUUGCAACUUCCCCGACCCCAUGGUGCGGGAGUUCGCCCUGCGCUGCCUUGUCCAGGGCCUGACGGACGACAAGCUGAGCCAGUACCUGCUGCAGCUGGUGCAGGUGCUCAAGUACGAAAUGUACCUGGACAACCCUCUGGCACGAUUCCUCAUCAAGAAAGCCUUGACCAACCAGAGGAUCGGGCACUUCUUCUUCUGGCACCUCAAGUCGGAGAUGCACAACAAGACGGUGUCGCGUCGGUUCGGCCUGCUGCUGGAGGCUUUCUGCCGGGCCUGCGGGAUGUACCUGAAGCACCUGAACCGGCAGGUGGAGGCCAUGGAGAAGCUGGUCAACCUGACAGACACGCUUAAGCAGGAGAAGAAGGACGAGACACAGAAGAUGCAGAUGAAGUUCCUCGUGGAGCACAUGUCCCGCCCUGACUACAUGGAGGCUCUGCAGGGGUUUGUCUCUCCCCUGAACCCCGUCCACCAGCUGGGCAACCUGAGGCUGGAAGAGUGUCGCAUUAUGUCAUCGGCAAAGCGUCCGCUGUGGCUGAACUGGGAAAACCCUGAUAUCAUGAGUGAGCUGCUCUUCACCAACAAUGAAAUCAUCUUCAAGAACGGAGACGAUUUGCGGCAGGACAUGCUAACUCUUCAGAUCAUCAAGAUCAUGGAGAACAUUUGGCAGAACCAGGGACUGGACCUACGAAUGCUGCCGUACGGCUGCCUGUCCAUCGGCGACUGCGUAGGGCUGAUCGAGGUGGUGAAAAACUCGUACACGAUCAUGCAGAUCCAGUGCAAGGGCGGCCUAAAGGGGGCGCUGCAGUUCAACAGCAAUACGCUGCAUCACUGGAUCAAGGACAAGAACCGUGGAGAGGCGUACGACCGUGCCAUCGACCUGUUCACACGCUCCUGCGCCGGCUACUGCGUGGCCACAUUUAUCCUGGGCAUUGGGGACAGACACAACAGCAACAUCAUGGUGAAGGAGAACGGCCAGCUGUUCCACAUUGAUUUCGGGCACUUUCUCGACCACAAGAAGAAGAAGUUUGGCUACAAACGGGAGCGAGUGCCCUUUGUUCUCACGCAGGACUUCCUCAUCGUCAUUAGUAAAGGAGUACAGGAGUGCACCAAAACGAAAGAGUUUGAAAGGUUCCAGGAAAUGUGCUACAAGGCCUACCUGGCCAUACGACAGCAUGCCAGCCUCUUCAUCAACCUGUUCUCACUGCUCCUGGGCUGUGGCAUGCCUGAGCUCCAGAGCUUUGAUGACAUUGCGUACUUGCGCAAGACGCUUGCCCUGGAGAAGAGCCAGCAGGAGGCACUGGAGUACUUCACCAAGCAGAUGAACGAUGCCCACCACGGCGGCUGGACCACCAAGAUGGACUGGAUCUUCCACACCAUUCGCCACAUGCCCAAUGAGCACUGACACCUGACUGCUGAGCAAGAGAUGCUCACAGAGAUACUCCGACAGACAGUCACAUAUGAGAUGUGAGCUGAUUCUGCAGGGGAGGGACCGAAACAUGUGCGUAGAGGGUCUAACCGAAAGAACGGUACUGCGGUACCCUGCAGAACUGCUGUGUUGAGAGCAAGGAAGUGCCAAGGCAUGGAGUGAAAAAAACAGUUCUUGGAGCAGCAAUACACCGUGUGUCGUGCUGACCGCUGGGAAGUGUUUGGCCUUUACCCCCCAACUGCAGAGUUCGCAGGAACAGCAGCGCGCUAUCAGCACCCUCACGAGCUCAGUGUGUCCGACACCAACACCAGAGACCCUGCGUCAGGCCGAUGCUGAACACGGUGAGAGAUGCUGAGGGCAAAUGCAGAGCAGCGGCGACUUUCUAACCGCGAUACAAAGCAGCUGCAGCUUUUUGCACUAAGAGGUUUGCCAACUGGCUGUACAGUCACAACGGAGAGUCCGCUGAAGUUUACUGCACUCUCACUGCACCCCCAUUGUCUGCGGUAGGCUCGCUCCCGUGCCUGGGGCCGUGCCGUGACAGAGGAAGACUGCGAUUUGACUGCACUUUGAAUGCACUGGAACUCUUCGGGACUGUCUUUCGACUGUGUUUUGACUGCACUGUGAUCACAAGUGGUUGAGUGGUUGUGUUUCGACUGUGUUUGCACUGUGUUUUCGCUGCGAGCGCUCGGGGCUCCACCGUCGCUGCCACGCGAGGCGCACUCGCCGUGGGGCAGUGGUGGCGCCGAGGGUGACUUGGCUCCCGCACCCUGUGCAUGUGUAGCAACACGCUGCACUGCAGGGCGUUUCCUCCUUGCUCCUGCACUACUUGACCGCACUGCACGGGAACUAGUGAACGAGGAUUCGUGUCACCGAUGGCAAGUGGUUCUAGGUGUCAUUACUGCAAGGAGCAUCAUCUGCACCUGUGGUCCUUGAAUCGCACGUCGCUUGAACGGGCAUUUUGGCCGCAGCGGGAUCUCAGUUGAGGAAGUUUCAAUGGCUUCGACUUUGUUUCCUGCAAAGAUGCCAAAUUUGACAUCACUAUUAUUAUUAUUGUUAUUAUUAUUAUUAUUACUGUUUGUUUUUCUAUGCUAAAAAUGGCAUAGCCUAGGUUGAGUGGUGAUGUUAAUAACCAUUUUGAGUGUGCUGAUACAGUCUUCCACAUUCCCACAACUUUACAUUUAGAGGGGAGAAACAUUUUUGUUGUUGUUUGACCUCAGUAUUGUAUUGUGAUUCAGUAUCAAGCGAACGAGCUCUAAACUGAGCAAAAACGGUCGUUUUCUCACGCGAGACACUGUGACUGUAAUAAGAGCUGUGCCCGUUGCUCCAUUUGGAUCACAAAUCCCUCCUUUUCCACCUCGACCUGACAAC
Messenger RNA from Scleropages formosus (Asian bonytongue), 5226 nucleotides. Its product is annotated as phosphatidylinositol 4,5-bisphosphate 3-kinase catalytic subunit alpha isoform. Gene Ontology annotation, cellular component: plasma membrane; phosphatidylinositol 3-kinase complex, class IA; cytoplasm. The transcript has 22 exons. Gene Ontology annotation, biological process: cell migration; phosphatidylinositol-mediated signaling; phosphatidylinositol 3-kinase/protein kinase B signal transduction. The record is from RefSeq and is a predicted model, not a curated record. Lineage: Eukaryota; Metazoa; Chordata; Actinopteri; Osteoglossiformes; Osteoglossidae. The coding region runs from base 622 to 3834 and encodes 1070 amino acids. Gene Ontology annotation, molecular function: 1-phosphatidylinositol-3-kinase activity; 1-phosphatidylinositol-4-phosphate 3-kinase activity.